AUGGACCGCGGCCGCCCAGCUGGCAGCCCCCUCCGCGCCAGCGCCGAGCCCGCGCCCCUGGCCGCCGCCAUCCGCGACUCGAGUCCCGGGCGGACUGAGCCGGGACCGGCAGGCCCCGGGGGCGGCUCGCGUUCCGGGAGCGGGCGGCCGGCGGCGGCGAAUGCGGCGCGGGAGCGCAGCCGGGUGCAGACCCUGCGGCACGCUUUCCUGGAGCUGCAGCGCACGCUGCCGUCCGUGCCGCCCGACACCAAGCUGUCCAAGCUGGACGUGCUGCUGCUGGCCACCACCUACAUCGCGCACCUCACCCGCAGCCUGCAGGACGACGCCGAGGCGCCGGCGGACCCCGGGUUGGGCGCCCUGCGCGGCGAUGGCUACCUGCACCCGGUCAAGAAAUGGCCCAUGCGAUCAAGAUUGUACAUCGGUGCUACUGGUCAAUUUCUGAAGCAUUCUGUUUCUGGAGAAAAAGCAAAUCAUGACAACACUCCAACAGACUCACAGCCUUAGGCUCUCCCCUGAUGGAGGCUGGUAGAAGUGGUGGCUAUUGUUUUUAAAUACUGUGACAUAAUUCUAUAUUUAUUAUAUGAGACAUAACAAAAUUUCUGAAAGUUUACAUGUGAACCCAUAGUUGGAUGUUCGGGUUUAUCUGUCUAAAUGUGGAAUGAAAUAAUCAGUGUUAUAUAAAACAC
Messenger RNA from Symphalangus syndactylus (siamang), 686 nucleotides. It is a transcript of the gene TCF24, whose product is annotated as transcription factor 24. The record is from RefSeq and is a predicted model, not a curated record. Lineage: Eukaryota; Metazoa; Chordata; Mammalia; Primates; Hylobatidae. Gene Ontology annotation, molecular function: protein dimerization activity; RNA polymerase II transcription regulatory region sequence-specific DNA binding; DNA-binding transcription factor activity, RNA polymerase II-specific. Gene Ontology annotation, biological process: developmental process; regulation of transcription by RNA polymerase II.